AUGGCCGCCAUACCCGAGAGAAGUCGAACGUUGGGUGGGGAGCGGGUGGCGCAGCUUUUCGGAGGGCUCGGCAAACGAAUUGGAUGCGAGAGGUACACGAGGCGUUUUGCAUCGGCCAGGGCAGCCACGGGCAUAUUGAUAAGAGGACAACAACGAGCCCUCUGGUUUACGAAAAGGAGAGGAGAUGACGAGUGGUACCGGAGCUCGACAGGGUGCAAUCUUUUACCUCGAACCGGGAAGGAUUGA
Verticillium alfalfae VaMs.102 is the source of this 246-nucleotide messenger RNA. RefSeq lists its product as hypothetical. The transcript has a single exon. NCBI's taxonomy places the organism in Eukaryota, Fungi, Ascomycota, Sordariomycetes, Glomerellales, Plectosphaerellaceae. Bases 1 to 246 code for a protein of 81 amino acids. The record is from RefSeq and is a predicted model, not a curated record.